Messenger RNA from Salvia splendens (bonfire salvia), 759 nucleotides. RefSeq names its product UPF0496 protein 1. The transcript has a single exon. Lineage: Eukaryota; Viridiplantae; Streptophyta; Magnoliopsida; Lamiales; Lamiaceae. Bases 1 to 759 code for a protein of 252 amino acids. The record is from RefSeq and is a predicted model, not a curated record.
AUGGCCGAAGAAUUUGUUUCAGCGUUUCAUGAUCUGCAGAGCGACGCUACAAAUAAUGAAAAACUGGUGGAGUUUGUCCGCAGCUACUAUGUCAACAACCUCAACGCCUCUGAGUUCUGCUCACCUCUCCAACUCCGUCUCAACCCUACAAACAACGACCUACCUGUAAAUGAUCCUACCUUUAUCUUUCAAAACUUCUUUAGUGAUAUAUCUCGUCUCCUUAUCAAACAUUUGAUGCUGGAGAAAGUGCUGAAAUCCAUGAACAAGGGUUUCAGCAAGCAGCUCAAUUCCAUUGGUGUCUCCAAGAAAGUGUAUUCUGUUAUAUUCAAUGCAGCGGCCAUGAUAUGUGCUGCCGCGGCUGCAGUUGUUGCGGCGAAUAUCAUUCCCAUGAGGGGAUGGGCGAGGGCAGGGAUCGGAGCGGUAGCUGCUGCGGCCUCCAUUCUAUUCACCGCGCUAGGGAAAUGGCGCCGAUCCAUUUUCAUGAAGCGUGAGAAUGAAGUGGAAAAACACAAAAAGAUAAUUGGUCAUAUGAUAAUGGUCGCCCGACCCAUCAUGACAGAUCUCGAUAGCGUUUACAAUACAGCUCGCAGCUUGGAGGUCGAGAUCGUAUCUUUGUCGGAAGCGGUUGAUGACGAGGUAAAAGUGGGGGACGUCGGAAAGAGGUUUGAAGAAUUACUACAGAAUGAUGAAAACUACAAUAGGGUUAUGAAGUGGGCUAAAGAUUCCGUGCUUCAGAGCAUAGUUAAUCAGUUGGGUUAA